Molecule: messenger RNA, 1652 nt
Organism: Pezoporus flaviventris
Lineage: Eukaryota; Metazoa; Chordata; Aves; Psittaciformes; Psittacidae
Gene: MFSD2A
Product: MFSD2 lysolipid transporter A, lysophospholipid
Exons: 14
Coding region: 56-1630 (524 amino acids)
Biological process (GO): carbohydrate transport
Cellular component (GO): membrane
Molecular function (GO): lysophospholipid:sodium symporter activity
Source: RefSeq, a predicted model, not a curated record
CAGCCGGUACAAGGCCCGCGCGGGCGGCGGCGCGGCCCCAUUCAUCGCACACGGCAUGGCCGGGGGCGGCGGCGCGGAGCGGGCCCGGGCCGGGGGGCUCCUGCCGCCCGCCCGCCGCCAGCCCCUCCGCAGGGAGAGCCGGGAGCGGCUGUCGGUGUGCAGCAAGCUGUGCUACGCCGUCGGGGGGGCCCCUUACCAGAUCACGGGCUGCGCGCUCGGCUUCUUCCUCCAGAUCUACCUCCUGGACGUGGCACAGCUGGACCCUUUCUCCGCUUCCAUCAUCCUGUUUGUGGGGCGAGCCUGGGACGCUGUCACAGACCCCAUGGUGGGCUUCUUCAUCAGCAAGACAUCAUGGACCCGCUUUGGCCGCCUGAUGCCCUGGAUCAUCUUUUCCACCCCAUUUGCUGUCAUUUCCUACUUCCUCAUCUGGUUUGUGCCGGACAUCUCCAGAGGCCAAGUGAUGUGGUACCUUGUCUUCUACUGCAUCUUCCAGACCCUUGUGACGUGCUUCCACGUGCCUUACUCAGCGCUGACCAUGUUCAUCAGCAGGGAGCAGAGCGAGCGGGACUCGGCCACUGCCUACCGUAUGACAGUGGAAGUGCUGGGCACUGUGCUGGGCACCGCCAUCCAGGGCCAGAUCGUGGGCAAGGCGGUUACUCCCUGCAUCGAGAGUGCCCUCUUCAUUGGCAAAGCCAACUCCUCGGUGGCCAUGGAGGAGCUGAACAUGACCCACGACACCGGCUCGCUCACAGACACGAGGAACGCCUACAUGAUCGCUGCGGGGGUCAUCGGGGGGCUCUACAUCCUCUGCGCCGUGGUGCUGUCGGUGGGCGUGCGGGAGAAGAGAGAGUCCUCUGAGCUGCAGUCGGACGAGCCUGUCUCCUUCUUCCAGGGGCUGAAGCUGGUGAUGAACCACGGUGCCUACAUCAAGCUCAUUGCCGGCUUCCUCUUCACCUCCCUGGCCUUCAUGCUGCUGGAGGGGAACUUUGCCCUCUUCUGCACCUACACCCUGGGCUUCCGCAAUGAGUUCCAGAACGUGCUCCUGGCCAUCAUGCUCUCGGCCACCUUGACCAUUCCCCUCUGGCAGUGGUUCCUCACCCGCUUUGGGAAGAAGACUGCUGUCUACGUGGGCAUCUCGUCUGCCAUCCCCUUCCUCAUCAUGGUGGUUGUCCUGGACAGUAACCUCUUCGUCACUUACAUCGUGGCUGUUGCAGCUGGGAUCAGCGUCGCAGCCGCCUUCCUCCUGCCCUGGUCCAUGCUCCCGGAUGUCAUAGAUGACUUCAAGCUGCAGCAUCCUGACUCCCAUGGCCACGAAGCCAUUUUCUUCUCCUUUUAUGUCUUCUUCACCAAGUUUACCUCUGGCGUCUCCCUGGGCAUCUCCACACUCAGCUUAGACUUUGCAGGGUACCAGACCCGGGGCUGCUCGCAGCCCAGCGAUGUGAACUUCACCUUGAAGAUGCUGGUGUCGGCCGUGCCCGUGGGACUGAUCCUGCUGGGCCUGCUCCUGUUCAAGCUGUACCCCAUCGAUGAGGAGAAGCGGAGGAAAAACAAGAAAGCCCUGCAGGACCUGAGGGAGGAGAGCAACAGCAGCUCCGAGUCGGAUAACACAGAACUGGCCAGCAUCGUGUGAGCCGCGCCGGGGCUCUCCGGGG